Messenger RNA from Mangifera indica (mango), 1862 nucleotides. RefSeq names its product transcription factor TCP7-like. The coding region runs from base 259 to 1038 and encodes 259 amino acids. NCBI's taxonomy places the organism in Eukaryota, Viridiplantae, Streptophyta, Magnoliopsida, Sapindales, Anacardiaceae. Gene Ontology annotation, cellular component: nucleus. Gene Ontology annotation, molecular function: DNA-binding transcription factor activity; sequence-specific DNA binding. The transcript has a single exon. The record is from RefSeq and is a predicted model, not a curated record. Gene Ontology annotation, biological process: regulation of circadian rhythm.
UCCUACUCGGUAGUGAGAGCGCGUGCCGAUGGGGAGAAGGGUGAAGUAGGAGUGAGCUGUGUGGGUCCCACCACCCAUGUGCCCUCCUUCCUGUCUCCACCAGCUCCUGCCGCUCAAUGAUUAGCUCUCUGUUCCCUUCUUCUCUUCUAAACCAAAAACCCUCUCUCUUUCUCUCUCUAACUGAAACCCAAACCUCCAUUAUAACCUUCUUUUUCUCUCUCUAUUACCCCUUCUUUACUUGCCUUCCCUUGCUUCCCCAUGUCUAAUUCCGAACCUGCCACUAACGGUGUUACUAACGGCACUAUUAUAGACCCCCAGCGACAGCAGCCCUCAGCUCUUGCCGUCAAGAAGCCGCCCUCCAAGGACCGUCACAGCAAAGUAGACGGUCGCGGUCGGAGAAUCCGUAUGCCCAUCAUUUGCGCUGCACGUGUCUUUCAGUUGACUCGUGAGCUCGGUCACAAAUCUGACGGUCAGACCAUUGAGUGGCUCCUCCGACAAGCCGAGCCCUCCAUCAUAGCUGCCACCGGUACCGGGACCACUCCUGCUAGCUUCUCCAACGUCUCCGUUUCCGUGCGAGGCGGCGUCAAUUCCACCUCCUUGACGUCUGCAGUUUCCUCCUCCACUAGUUUCUCCGCUUCGUUGGAUCAUAAGCCCUUGUCGAUGGGUCCGACGCCCUUCAUUCUCGGGAAAAGGGUGAGGGCCGACGAUGAUGGGACCAAGGCAGGGGACGAGAAUACCAUCACUGCCCUGGGGCCCACGACAGUGGGGUCGAUUGUGGGGCCUGGUACUGCCGGUGCUGGAUUCUGGGCGGUUCCGGGAAGACCGGAUUUCUGGAGUUUCGCUGCGGCGGCGCAGCCAGAGAUGGUUGUUCAAGCGGCACAGCAACAACAACCGCAUCAACUGUUUAUGCAACAGCAGGCCAUGGGAGAAGCGUCGGCGGCCAGGGUCGGGAAUUAUCUUCCGGGUCAUCUGAAUUUAUUGGCAUCUUUAUCAGGUGGACCCGGGAGUUCGGGUCGGAGAGAAGACGAUCCUCGUUGAAUUGGGUUUUGAAAUGGUCUGUCGGCGGUGUUGACAUAUAUAUAUAUAUAUAUAUAUAUAUAAUCCUUAUAUAUUUAUAUAUAUAGAUAUGAUGUGAAUGUUCAAUUGUUGUUUUCGUGUGUGUGUGUGGAGAUGAAGAGGAUUUUUCUUUUCUUUUUAGUGAAGUUUAGGGUUAGGGAUUAGGAUUUGGAGGAAUUUGGGAGGUUUUAAGUAUGAAUUCAACUAGAGUUUAGUGCUUUGUUUGAUGAUUAAUUAGGGUUUUAGGGUUGAAUUGUUUAGGUUUCAGGAUAAGAGUGGAAAUUUCAGGUCUGUGGCAAAGCAUUUCAAGGGAUUUUCAGAAAUAACGUUGUUAUUCAAAGUCAGUGUGGCUUAUUUUUUUCAAGCAUGGGGACAUCAAAUUGAAUGUUGUUUUUCAUUGUUUGCCAAAUUAGUAGAUGAAAAUUGAACACUAUGCUUGCUGACUAGGGUUUGAUUUGAAAAUAAAUGGGUGAUUAAGUAUGGUAAUCAAUAAUUUAAAAAUUUGGGAUUCUUUUUUCUAGUGGGUGUCACCGACUUUGUUACCAUGACAAAUGAAAUUUCUGAAAUCCUUGGUGGCAAUCUGGGCAAUUUCUAGAGACUAAGUGGUGGAUGAUUCUUGGGGCUGCUGCUUCUUUCUGUCUCUGCCAGUUUCACUGGCAUCUUUGCUCACUGGUGUGUGGAAGCUGUUUUUCUCUGUAAGACUUCUGCUUAGAUUUAUGAUUGUGAAAAAUAAUGUGUUUUCCUUGUACGCAAAUGGAUUGUUUUGGGGUGGCUGUCGUGUGAAUAAGAGAAACCCAUUUGUUUCA